UAUACAUAUCUGAGGAUCCAGACACAUUACACAGAGGUUAUUGUCAACUCAACGGAGGGUCUCGCUUUUGGAGCGAAUUUUUUCCCCAAAUUAACCGAAAAGAGAGAAGAAAAAAAAAACUGACUUGGAUCUAGGUAUUCUAUCAUUUUCUUUUGAUUAUCUGAGAGUUGGACUGAAGAAACGGUCAUGGAUUCAAUUGUGGAAGUAGUGGCCGUGAUUCUGGGGUUCAUCGGAUGGGUGAUGGUCGGGGUCGCGCUGCCGAAUCGUUACUGGAAGGUGUCCACUGUGGAUGGGAACGUCAUCACCACCUCCACCAUCUACGAAAACCUGUGGAUGUCCUGCGCCACGGAUUCAACCGGGGUCCAUAACUGCAGGGAGUUUCCAUCACUGCUUGCCUUGAAUGGUUAUAUCCAAGCCUCCCGUGCCCUGAUGAUUGCAUCCAUACUGUUGGGCACCUUUGGCCUGGUGGGGUCCCUGGUCGGAAUGAAGUGUUCAAAAGCAGGGGGAGAAAACUAUGUUCUCAAAGGGAGGAUUGCCGGCACCGCCGGGGUUCUAUUCCUCCUGCAAGGUCUUUGCACCAUGGUCUCGGUGUCGUGGUACGCCUUCAACAUCACCCAGGAUUUCUUUGACCCCUUCUAUCCGGGAACCAAGUAUGAAAUAGGAGAAGGACUUUACAUCGGCUGGUGCUCGGCCGUGCUCGCCAUCGUCGGAGGAGUCUGUCUCUCCUGCUCCUGCAAAGUGGGCACAAAGGAAAAAUAUCCUAUGCGUUACAAUGACAGAGGAACAGCGUACUCUGGAGCUGCACCAAGCAGAAGUGCUGCAACCAGCACUUAUGGAAGAAACGCUUACGUCUGAGCAGGAUGGCAUUUUUCUGACAUCUUCUCCCUUUUUAUUCUUGUACAUAAAUCGUUCAAGUUUUUUUUCCUUAGCUCUUUGCUGUGAACUUGCACCAUUUGCUUACUGUUGGCAGUAACUGUAAUGUAUAUAGUCACAAUUUCUGAUGAAUUUCCUGUAUAAAUCAUUACUAAGGCCAAUGAUAUAAACACUGUACAGAGCUGUUUUGCUUCUCUCUCUGCCACAACACAGACUGAGUCAUUUUACAAUUUCUGUUUGUAUUUCAUUGAUGAAAUCAGCAUGUGGGCAUUUACCAAAACAAUAAAUUAUGCUUUGAUCUUCAUGAACAAGCAGAGAUAUUUAUGCGGUAAAAAUAGAGUUGAUUCAGGUUUUAUUUGUGUUGUUUUGUACAGUUUUGUAAUGUACCGUUAGGAGAGGAUGGAGAACAAUUGUUUUGUUUCAAUUGUAUUUUUUUUUACUAUCGAAGACAAUAAAAUAUGUGUAAAAGUGAAAA
Messenger RNA from Gambusia affinis (western mosquitofish), 1348 nucleotides. Its product is annotated as claudin-15-like. Gene Ontology annotation, molecular function: structural molecule activity. Gene Ontology annotation, cellular component: plasma membrane; bicellular tight junction. The record is from RefSeq and is a predicted model, not a curated record. Gene Ontology annotation, biological process: cell adhesion; bicellular tight junction assembly. The transcript has 5 exons. NCBI's taxonomy places the organism in Eukaryota, Metazoa, Chordata, Actinopteri, Cyprinodontiformes, Poeciliidae. The coding region runs from base 187 to 855 and encodes 222 amino acids.